Molecule: messenger RNA, 1327 nt
Organism: Apis florea (little honeybee)
Lineage: Eukaryota; Metazoa; Arthropoda; Insecta; Hymenoptera; Apidae
Gene: vito
Product: nucleolar protein viriato
Cellular component (GO): nucleolus
Molecular function (GO): rRNA binding
Source: RefSeq, a predicted model, not a curated record
AAAUAACGAACAAUUUCUACUUAUUAGCAGUAAAUCAACACACUACAUUCAACAUGUUUUCUGAUGUUAUAUCUUACUAGAUUGAGGGAUUCUUUUCAUGAAAAUGAUUUCUUACACAUGCGCAAUUAGGAAAACUAAAAAACUAUAUCAAGUAAUUAUAAGUUAUUAAUAUAACCUAUAAAUAAAAUACGUGUGUACUUACGUGUAUACAGCGCUAGAUACAAAAAUGCAACCAAAAUUACUUAAUGUAAAUAGAAUGCCCAGUCAACCAAAAAAACGUAGAAAAAUUAAUCUUGUAUUUGAUGAGAACAAAAGACGAGAAUUUCUGAAAGGAUUUCGUAAAAGAAAAUUACAAAGACAACAAAAAGCUAAAGAAGAAUUGCAACAACAAUUAAAAGAAGAAAGAAAAAGAAUUAAACAUGAGACACGAGAACGUUACAAAAAGUUAUUGUCAAAUCGUGACAUUCCUGAAAUUCAACAAUUAUUAUCUCAACAAGAAUAUGAAACAGAAGGACAUACUGUUAGUAUAUUAGAAUUAAAUAUUGAUGAUUUAGCAGAAAAAAAUGCAUUAAUUGGUGAAAAUAAAGGUACUAAUAAUUCAGAAAGAGAUAGGGAAAUAGAAAGUGAUAAAAAUUCUGAAAAUGAUGAAGAAAUUAUAGGAAUGUCUAUAAAGGAAAAGGAACAAAUUAAAAGUUCAAAAGAAAAUAUAAAAAAUAAACAAAUUGACAAUAGAAAAGAUUUAAAGAAAGCAAUAAAAAAAGCUGCAUUAAAACAAGUGAAAAAAAGUAAAGCAUUUCAAAAAAACAAAAAUUAGAACGUCAAAAAAAUAAAAAAGAAAGUAUGAGAAAACGUAGAAGAAUUGAAAAAGCUCAGAAACGUAUUGGGAAAUCAAAAAAAAAGUUAAAUUGUUAGGUUUUUCAAAAUUUUCUUUUUAAAUAUUAUAAUAGCAUAAUAAACAGUUUUAUAGUAUUAUAUCUUUUUUUUCAUACCAUUUUUUGUAUUUUUUGUAAAUGGACAUAUAUCUUUAUUUAGGCAUUCAUCACAUUUAGGAAAUCUUGGUAAACAUAUUUCUUGACCAAAUCCAACAAGUAAAUAAUUUAUCUCACUCCAAAGAUUUUUUGGAAGCCAUUCUUCCACUGCAAUUCUUGUAUCUUCUGGUGUUUUAGUUGGUUUUUUUACCCAUCCCAAUCUAUUACAAAUACGAUGUACAUGUGUGUCUACUCCAAUACCAGAAACUUCACCCCAUGCUAUUUGCAUACAUAUAUGAGCCAUUUUUGGUCCCACUCCUGAUAAUUGACAUAAUUCCUUUAAUGUUUUAGGAAUAUCA